AAGAGUGGCACAGUAAGCUCCUGCAACAUGGACGGCUCAAGCACCCCCAAGGACCUGGAGCUCCGCAGUAAGAGAGAGUGGCGCGGUCAUCCGGGGACGGCGGGGAGUCGGCCCUCCUGCAGCCUGAGCGUCAGCCGCGUGUCCUACUCGGUGAGUGACCGGGUUGGACCCUGGUGGGAUUUGCCUUCUUAUCGUAAGAAAUGGACCCGACAAAUCCUCAAAGAGGUUUCAUUCUAUGUAGAAAGUGGACAAAUCAUGGGCAUUUUGGGAAAUUCUGGCUCGGGGAAGACCACCCUCCUGGACGCCAUCUCCGGGCGGAUUGGAAAUGCUGGGAAUCUCCUCGGUGACGUGUAUGUGAACGGUCAGAAGUUGAAGAGGGAGCAUUUCCAGGACUGUUUCUCCUAUGUUCUGCAGAGUGAUAAUCUGCUCUGCUACUUGACCGUCCAGGAAACGCUGACCUACACUGCCCGGCUGGCACUUCAGAAACACUCCGUGGAGUCCAUCCGCAAGAAGGUGGACUCCGUGAUGGCUGAACUUAGCCUGAGCCACGUGGCGGGGACUGUGAUUGGCGGACGCGUCUUCUCCGGAAUUUCUGGUGGCGAACGACGGCGCGUCUCUAUUGCUGCUCAGCUGCUUCAGGAUCCAAAGCUCAUUUUACUGGAUGAGCCGACCACAGGCCUGGACAGCAUGACGGCCAAUCAGAUUGUGGUCCUGCUUUCGGAGUUGGCCCAAAAAGAUCGGAUUGUCAUCGUCUCCAUCCACCAGCCCAGAUCCGAGCUGUUCAGAGUCUUUAAUCAGAUUGCCAUCAUGAGCUGCGGUGAACUAGUGUUUUGUGGCCAGCCGGAGGAAAUGGUUAACUUUUUCAGUAGCUGCGGGUAUGAGUGUCCGGAGUAUUGCAACCCCUUCUCUUUCACAGUGGACCUCACUUCAGUUGACACGAGGAGCACAGAGCGAGAGGUCGAGACCUUUGACCGAGUCAAGGCCAUCCGGUGUGCCUAUGAGGAGUCCGACAUUUACCAGCGCAUGCUGGACAACAUCGAGGGAGCACGGCAGCAGAGGGAGCGACAUCCUGUCCCCUUCAAAAGCAAAGAAUCUCCCAGCGACCUGUGCAAAUUGUUGGUCCUGCUCAGGCGAAACACAAAGAACCUGUUAAGGAACCGGAUUGGCAUCCUGAUGCGUCUCUUCCAGAACCUGAUCUUUGGGCUCUUCAUAGCAUUCUUUCUCAUGAAACUACACGAGGAUGUUUUGAAAGGUGCUAUACAAGACCGAAUCGGUGUCAUCUACCAGACCAUGGGGGGCACACCAUACACAGGGAUGUUGAAUGCAGUGGCUUUGUUCCCAGCACUGAGGGCAAUCAGUGAUCAGGAAAGUGCCGAUGGCCUGUAUGAGAAAUGGCACAUGUUGCUGGCCUACAUCAUCCACAUUCUGCCGCUCAGUAUCAUUAGUGUGGUCUUCUUCACCACUUUCUUAUACUGGACGGUGGGUAUGUUCCCAGAUUUGAUCCGGUUCAUCUGCUAUACUGCAGUGGUUCUGGUACCCCAUGUCGUAGGAGAACUGCUAGCUCUAGUUCUGCUAGGGAUCAUUCAAAACCCAAAUAUUGUCAACAGUGCCGUUGCCCUGUUCAACAUUGCUGGUAUUCUGGUAGGCUCUGGAUUUCUUAGAAGCUCACAGGAGAUGCCCGAACUUUUCCAGUGGCUCAGUUACCUGACUUUUCAGAAAUAUGGUUGUGAGCUGCUGGUUGUCACAGAGUUCUAUGGGCUAAACUUUACUUGCGGAGAAAAACCCAGCAACCCAGGCACAGGUGUCCACCCCUGUAUCUUCAGCAAUGGCAUCCAGUUCAUAGAGGACGGGUACCCAGGUGCAGUUUCACGGUAUACUCUGGAUUUCCUCAUGCUGUACGCCUUUCUGCCUGCACUUGUUAUCUUGGGGAUCAUCAGUUUCAGCAUUCGAGACUACAUUGCUCAUCGCUAACAAAGAGGACAGCAUUAAGAGUCUCCGAAUUUCAAAUGCAAGUCAAAGAAGCCGUGAAUGACCAGUACUGAGGACUGGAAGGCACAAAUAAUGAGAAAAACAAAUCUGCCACCAAGAACAACUCUGCCUUGUGGACAAAGCUUCUAGCUGCCUUAGGACACAAACACAAGUCUCAGCAUUGUCAGAAUCCUGCAAGACACCAUGGAUGUCACUCGCUGUGACUCACAGUAACCAGCAGGCAGCUCCUCAUUCUUAUUUCAGCAACUAAAUUUGUGUAUGAUGCAGAAAUAUUAAACAUAUUCAUAAUAAAAUUAGUACAAUGUUUUGUAAUGCUAUCUUGCACCACCUAUGAGGUUUUCUUUGCAAAAUGAAAUGUUUAAUUUCAAAUACAUACAGUAUACUUGAGAGUUUGAGUGUUUCAUUCACCCUUCCUAUUUUUUCAAGUGUGGGUUAAAGAGUUCAGACCAAGACAGCGUGUUAAGUAACCACAGGCUGCGGCUCUACCAUACGUGGAGCCAUGUGGUCUUCUUAACAUAUAAAGUGCCUGGAAAAAGUGUUCAAAAUUAUUUAUUUUACAGAACAAUGCAGUAAAUUGUGAAUGGUUUAGGUGAGCAUAAAGUUUAUUAUGUAAUUUUACAAGUGCUCAAUAUGGCCUCCCGCAGCUGUACGGGCAACAUCAAUGCAACGGUCAAAUUCAUCCCAUUCUCGAUUGUCACUGUACUCGCUGCUCUUUCAAUGUGAUUUCUGGAGAUCAUCCAGUGUUGUUAGGAGUGGUGGCACAUAAACAGAAUCCUUACCGUACCCCCACAAAAAAAAAAAAUUCACAUAACGUGAGAUCUGGUGAUCUUGGGGGCCGGAAGUGGGAAGUUGCCAAAUUGUGGGCUCCUUUACGGCCAAUCCAGUGACGAGGGAGCUCGUUCUUGUUGAGAAAUGCGCAGACUGAGGGCAGCCAUCUUGUGGCGACAGCCACAAACUCUCUGACCCCGUCUUUCAAUUGGUACGUGAUUGGUGCGCAGGUGCCUCACGGUUGGAAAAAUAUUUCACUUUGAAAUUGGAUUAAUCUUUUUAAAUCAUCCUGCAUUAAAGGAACAAUGUUUUUUCAGCUGAUCUAUAAAACAAUGUACAUCAUAUCAUAUCAAAAGGAACAAAUGAAA
Molecule: messenger RNA, 3125 nt
Organism: Polypterus senegalus (gray bichir)
Lineage: Eukaryota; Metazoa; Chordata; Cladistia; Polypteriformes; Polypteridae
Gene: abcg5
Product: ATP-binding cassette, sub-family G (WHITE), member 5
Exons: 13
Coding region: 28-1971 (647 amino acids)
Biological process (GO): cholesterol homeostasis
Cellular component (GO): plasma membrane
Molecular function (GO): ABC-type transporter activity; ATP binding; ATP hydrolysis activity
Source: RefSeq, a predicted model, not a curated record